Molecule: messenger RNA, 478 nt
Organism: Aspergillus pseudotamarii
Lineage: Eukaryota; Fungi; Ascomycota; Eurotiomycetes; Eurotiales; Aspergillaceae
Exons: 1
Coding region: 117-386 (89 amino acids)
Source: RefSeq, a predicted model, not a curated record
CACAACCCCGCUCAAAAGUUACGCCUGGUUUCCUUGACCUGGUCGUGGUCUUCUGGCUUGUCGAUUAAAUCCUUGAAGGACGGCCUCGGGACGUGCUGUUUAAUUUCUUUCUAUGUAUGACACGUGCUUGGGUUGGACCGGUUUUUAUGGUUGGCAUGAGAAAAUGGGAGUUCUUCUGCGUUUGCUUCGGCGGUGUAUUAUGUUCCAAUGUUUCUUCAAUUAUUGUCUCUUCCCCGAUACCUCAGAGACAGCGGCAGGCAGGUUUGCCUUUAUAUGGAUGUCAUCUCAAUGGCAGGUUAAACAACUCGAUCAAUUUUUUUUCCAAGUGGCACAAGAACGUCUUCUUUAUCUAUUGUUAUAGGACCUAUGAAAAACGAUUGGUUUGAGAUUAUCUUAAUAUGCCCUCUCUGACCUACGUUGACAGCUGCCAUGGUACAUAUUAAUCCGAGAAGUAUAUUAGGGUUAAUGCAGGCAACCC